Platichthys flesus (European flounder) is the source of this 1913-nucleotide messenger RNA. RefSeq names its product NIPA magnesium transporter 2 (gene nipa2). Gene Ontology annotation, biological process: magnesium ion transport. The transcript is spliced from 6 exons. The record is from RefSeq and is a predicted model, not a curated record. Gene Ontology annotation, cellular component: membrane. Gene Ontology annotation, molecular function: magnesium ion transmembrane transporter activity. NCBI's taxonomy places the organism in Eukaryota, Metazoa, Chordata, Actinopteri, Pleuronectiformes, Pleuronectidae. Bases 289 to 1551 code for a protein of 420 amino acids.
GCGAACGAGGCACACGGAGAUUCUCCUAAAGAAAAAUGUUGUGGUCGAAGUGCUGUGGUUUACAGCCACACCCGCUGAUGUCGAAACGGGGAGUUUUUAUGAAACCAAGCCCGUGAAAGGACUUCUCUCGUAAACACGCUGCUAGUAACAAUGUCCUGUGGCACUUCCUGCAUUCCUGAGUAUUGAAGUAAGGACAUUUACACAGUGGCUUGUCUCCUCAGUCACCUGUGUGUGUUGUGUGUGUGGGAGCAGCCAACAGCGACUGUAGAUGAACCUGCUGUUAUUCUGAUGGAGUCUAACCUCACAUUAAAUGAUGGCUUUUCCGUUUGUAAUAUCACCUGUGGAGACGGUGUCUGGGCUGCAGAGAGGUGCACUGUGGGUAAUCAGCUUCACUGUUCAGUGGUCAAUGUGACGGACCGCACCAACGACACAUCCAGCCUCACUAUGGGUCAGGACAGGGGCAAGUUUGACUUCUACAUCGGCCUGGGGUUGGCCGUCAGUUCCAGCAUAUUCAUCGGAGGCAGCUUCAUCCUCAAGAAGAAGGGGCUGCUGCGGCUGGCGAGGAAGGGGUCCAUGCGGGCGGGCCAGGGGGGUCAUGCAUAUCUAAAAGAGUGGCUAUGGUGGGCUGGUUUAUUAUCAAUGGGGGCCGGUGAAGCUGCCAACUUUGCAGCCUACGCCUUCGCUCCUGCGACUCUGGUGACGCCACUGGGAGCCCUCAGUGUGCUUGUGAGUGCGGUGCUGUCAUCCUACUUCCUCACGGAACGGCUCAACCUGCAUGGGAAGCUCGGCUGCCUGCUCAGCAUCCUGGGCUCCACCACCAUGGUGAUUCAUGCGCCGCAGGAGGAAGAGAUCAACAGCCUUGAGGACAUGGCCAAGAAGCUGGUUGACCCAGCCUUUUUUAUCUUUGCAACUCUUGUCAUCAUCGUUGCGGUCAUCUUCAUAUUUGUUGUGAGUCCACGCCACGGGCAGACCAAUAUCCUGGUGUAUAUCACCAUCUGCUCGGUUAUCGGGGCACUAUCAGUAUCCUGUGUCAAAGGACUGGGCAUCGCCAUAAAGGAAGCGAUCGCUGGGAAACCUGUUGCCGGAAACCCGCUAGCCUGGUUCCUGCUCCUGAGUCUGGUGGCCUGUGUGAGCACGCAGAUCAACUACCUCAACAAGGCUCUGGACAUAUUCAACACGUCCCUGGUGACGCCCAUCUAUUACGUGUUCUUCACCAUGUCCGUGCUAACCUGCUCCGCCAUUCUUUUCAAGGAGUGGGAGCACAUGGGCACAGGCGACGUGAUCGGCACCCUCAGUGGCUUCCUCACGAUCGUCGUGGGGAUCUUCCUGCUCCAUGCCUUCAAAGACAUCAACGUCAGCCUGGCUACUCUCGCUGUGACAAUGAGGAAGGAAGAGAAGGCCUUUCCUGCAGCCAAUGGCUUGGCCUCCCACAGCACCUAUGAACUGCUACAUAAUGAGUCCACUGAGGGCGCGGAGGACAGAGAAAUGGGUUUGCCUUUUGAAAGUGUCUCUAGAAGAAACGGGGCAAUGACUUCCUCGUUGGAUCACUGAGAAACUUCUGUUUCUCCUGUCACCCGACAGACCAGUAAUGGCGUUGUUGCCGUGUAUGUGAACAAUAAGACAAUCAACUGUUUGUGAAGAGUGACUUGGACGGACCAGUGGAUUGUAUUUAUUGUUUAAUUUGCCUUACUUUUCUCCGAAUAUGACAAUGCUCAUAUUCAGUUGCAGUUAGAACUUAAUUUCAUUCCUCUGUAGCAUUGUAAAUAUGAGUUUUUUUUAAAAGAAAUGUUUGUUAUAUUUACAUGCAUAUCCAUGCAAUGACUUACUUUCUAUAAAUCAAAGAAAAGUUUUAAUAUAUCUUCUACAGGAACCCCUUCGGACAAGGACUAUAUUAAAAAGGACACCAACUAUGA